UCGCAAUCCAUCUAUGGUUUGAAAUUCCAAAAACCCUAUAUAAAACCCGCAGCCCCUUCCAAAAUUUUUCAGUCACCUCUUCUGAUCGAUCAGCAACAAACACCCUCCUACCCCGUCACAAUGAAGAAGCUUCUACUCUUCCUCAUGCUCUGCUCCUCGCUCUCAUUGGCCAUCAACGGCCAGAAAUCCGCCGCCGCCACCCCUGCUGCCUCGUCGCAGCCGGCGGCCCCGUCGCCCCCCGCGGCCUCAUGGCCACACUUCCCCUGGUUCCACCUGCCGCCCUUCUUGCGCCCCAACUCUCCACCGUCCCAGACGCCGGGCGCCCCGGCCCCGGCCCACUCCUGGCCCAGUUUCCCAUGGUUCCACUUCCCACCGUUCUUCAGCCCCCCGUCGACUCCGUCUCCCCCGGCCCAGACCGGGUCCAACGGGCCGCCGAGUAGCCCCCCGGCCGCCCCUCACUUCCCCUGGUUUCACUGGCCCUUUUUGAACCCCCAGACUCCCCCGGCCCCAUCCGGCUCCGGUUCUCCGCCGGCGGCCCCCAGCUUCCCGUGGUUCCACUGGCCGUUCCUGCACCCACCAGCGACGCCAGCAACGCCCGCAACGCCUGCAAAGCCGUCUCCGCCAGCCCAGACCGGGUCCAACGGGCCGCCGAGCAGCCCCCCGGCCGCCCCUCACUUUCCCUGGUUCCACUGGCCGUUUUUGAACCCACAGACUCCCCCAGCCCCAUCUGGUUCCGGUUCUCGGCCGGCGGCCCCCAGCUUCCCUUGGUUCCACUGGCCGUUCCAGCAUCCACCAGCGACACCAGCGACUCCCGCAACGCCUGUGAAGCCGUCUCCACCGGCCCAGACGGGAGGGUCAGGUUCGACUCCGGCACACCCGGGCUUGCCGCUCUUGGACCCAAAGGUGCAGAAGUGCUGGGCCACGUGUCAGGCCGUGGAGGGGUGCAUGCACCAGAUCUUCUCGUCGUUCUGGACCCGCAACGUGGCGGUGGGGCCGGCCUGCUGCAAGGCGAUCCAGGAGGUAGACGACGACUGCAUCAGCGCCAUGUUCGGCCACUUAAACAAUCCCUUCUUUGGGCCAUCGAUCAAAGAGUUCUGCUCCAGCCCAUCUGCUUCCUCCUCACCAUCCCCCCCUGCUCAUGCUUAAAUAUUUUAUUUCUUUUUCUCAGAUUUAGAUUUUUUUUUGGCGUUUUUGAAAUAUGGGAGAGAGGGAGUAGGAGAAAUAAGUUUUUUUUUUUUUUUUUUUGAGUAGGGCAAUGGGGUUAGGUGAGUACAUAUGAGUAUGCUUUUACGAGUACAUAGUAAAUUUUCUGUUAGUUUUUUC
Malania oleifera is the source of this 1323-nucleotide messenger RNA. Its product is annotated as leucine-rich repeat extensin-like protein 5. The transcript has a single exon. The record is from RefSeq and is a predicted model, not a curated record. Bases 121 to 1146 code for a protein of 341 amino acids. Gene Ontology annotation, cellular component: extracellular region; vesicle. Gene Ontology annotation, biological process: regulation of double fertilization forming a zygote and endosperm; double fertilization forming a zygote and endosperm; regulation of protein localization to cell surface. NCBI's taxonomy places the organism in Eukaryota, Viridiplantae, Streptophyta, Magnoliopsida, Santalales, Ximeniaceae.